This is a messenger RNA of Nothobranchius furzeri (turquoise killifish), 1591 nucleotides long. Its product is annotated as kidney mitochondrial carrier protein 1. Gene Ontology annotation, molecular function: transmembrane transporter activity. The record is from RefSeq and is a predicted model, not a curated record. Lineage: Eukaryota; Metazoa; Chordata; Actinopteri; Cyprinodontiformes; Nothobranchiidae. Gene Ontology annotation, biological process: transmembrane transport.
GUGGGCGGGGCUAAUCCGUCUUCAGGUCUGAAGGGGCCGGGUGGCGUGGAUGGACUAAACACCGCUCUCACGACGGAGCGACCGUAUUCUGCCCGGUUCGGUUCGUCCUGGGGCUGAGACUCGGUUCGCGGCCGGAGAACAUGUCUAGCAUCAACUGGAAGCCGUUCGUUUUCGGCGGGUUAGCGUCUGUGACGGCGGAAUGUGGGACAUUUCCGAUCGACUUGGCCAAGACGCGUCUCCAAGUCCAGGGCCAGGUGGGGGACAGCAAGUACCGUGAGAUCCGCUACAGAGGCAUGCUCCACGCUAUGCUGCGGGUAGGAAGAGAGGAGGGGCUCCGGGCGCUUUACUCAGGAAUUGCUCCAGCGAUGCUGCGCCAGGCCUCCUAUGGGACCAUAAAGAUUGGUACAUACCAGAGUUUUAAACGCCUGCUUGUUGACAGGCCAGAAGAUGAGACUUUGCUGACUAACGUGUCAUGUGGUGUUCUUUCUGGAGUAAUCUCCUCCUCCAUUGCCAACCCAACAGAUGUGCUGAAGAUCCGGAUGCAGGCUCAGGGAAAUGUGAUCCAGGGAAGCAUGAUGGGCAACUUCAUUCACAUUUACCAGGAGGAGGGAACAAGGGGACUGUGGAAGGGUGUAUCUCUCACAGCUCAGAGGGCAGCCAUCGUGGUCGGGGUCGAGCUUCCCAUCUAUGACAUCACCAAGAAGCAUUUGAUCCGGUCGGGUUACAUGGGGGACACCGUGUACACACACUUCCUGUCUAGCUUUGUGUGUGGCCUUGCAGGAGCUUUGGCCUCGAACCCAGUGGACGUGGUACGGACUCGCAUGAUGAACCAGAAAGGAGGAGCUCUGUACCAGGGAACUCUGGACUGUCUGCUGCAGACUUGGCGCUUGGAGGGCUUCAUGGCCCUCUACAAGGGCUUCUUUCCAAACUGGCUCCGCCUGGGACCAUGGAACAUUAUUUUUUUCCUCACAUACGAGCAACUGAAGAACCUCAACGUGUGACAGAACGGCAUUACGCACGAGAGACAAGCACACGCCCUGAGACGAGCUGAGAGAACCAAACCUGGGAAUGGAAGGAAGCUCGAUCCUUGAUGCAACCACCAGGAAAAGAGGAUGCAGAACCUGAAUUCGGGGAUGGCCGCUGUUCUGGUGCGGGCUGUUUGAGCUCAUCUGGACGAGACUGUGACACAGAAAAAAAAUCACAGAAUAAUUCUUCUUCAGGGUUAUCUACUCGACUGAAGGUUGAAGUUUGUGCCUUGAUUCCUAGCACCUCUUGUCAGCUGCAUUUGGACUCCAGAUGUUCAGCUCCAGCUGACCGUUUGGAUCAUUUAGCCGAAAGGCUUUUCUAAAAUCCACAUUUCGUAUUUAUAGUGUGUGUGUGUGUCCAUCUGUUUGUGUGUGUGCGUGCGUGUGUGUGUGUGUGAACCUGGGUCGUGUUAGAGGAACGCUGUACGGUACACCUCCUGUCCUGUUUGCACUGCGUCUCUCUGAGCUUUCACCAGAAGCCUAAACUGAGCUGCUUCUUCUGCCAGCGAUACUUCAGAUGUUUAAGAAACAGUUCUUAAUACUCCAAAUAAAAAAAAAGUACAUCU